AGAGGGCGCGCCAGCUCCCGGACUCUACCAUUCGCACAGAGACGGCGGGGGAGUGAGAGAUCUCGGUGCAGACUCUGUCGGAAAAGUCCGGGUCAAAGCUGCUUUUGGCCUGAAGGGAUUCGAGUGAGACACCGAUCCGAGAGGGGGGCUCCCGGGAAACUGUGAAUCCAGAGCCGGGGUGUGGGAAGGAACGGCGGAGGGGUGGGGUGAUCCGCAGACACCACCCCUCUCUCUACAAUGUGGGUCAGGUUGUGAAUUGUCACUGUUUGCAAACAACUUUCCGACCUGGCCAAAGCAAAUGAAACUGAAAGAGCGAUGACAGUGUCGAGCUGGAUAAACGCAGUGGGUGCGGUGCAUCUUAGGAGCACAAACACAUUUCAGGCCGAGACAACAGAAACUGCUUUGUGCUUUUCACCACUUUCUGAAGAACCAGGACAUUUUGCUGCGAUUUGGACGGUGGGGGCGCCUCUUGAUGACAGAUGCAAUUUAUUAGGGGAACAACACAUUUCCCAGCGAACAGGGAACCCAGCGGGACAUUGCAUCAACGGCUCCGAUAAUGGACAGUCUGCGCUUCCUCUAACAUGGAGUUUUACAAAGUGUUUCUCAGCAGCUUCUCGGUCUCCUGUCGGUGUCUGGCCCUGAUCCUGAUCCCAGUCCGGGUCCCGGGAAAGGAGAUGCAGGGACAUUGCUCACAGAAACCGCUCCCCCUGCUGCUCCUGCUGAGUGCUGUUUCUGCUGUUUCAGGUGACUCGCCUGUGUCAGUUUCUGGAUUCCUUGGAGAGCAGGUUGUACUGCCCUGUAUCUACAAAGGGAAAAUCCCAGUCUCUGAUUUACUGGUCAUCUGGGGGAGACGCAAGACGGAAAUUGUACACAAGUUUGUCUAUGGAAACGAUAAUUUGAGAGAACAAGAUACACAGUUCAUAAACAGAACAAACCUGUUCAAAGAUCAGCUGGAAAAAGGCAACUGGUCAGUUCUGAUCUCUGACCUCAGGGAGACAGACCAGGAUGAGUAUCAGUGCCAGAUUUUCCGGAACACGACUGUAGGUGUAUAUUGGGAGCAAACUGAAAUUGUUCAUCUCUCAGUAAAAGAGCGAGCUCCUACAGCUGGACCAAACACAACUGUACCAGGUCCUGGAAUCUCCACUGGAGCAAGAGUUGGAUUGGGAAUCGGGAUUGUUGCUGUUUUUGUUGUUGUUGUACUUGUGGUUUAUAACAUUCGGAAGCGAAAAAGGUGGAAUGAAAACAAAAGCUGUCAUCAAGACCCUUCGAAUGAUCUGCUUGAACCAAGUGAAAUGGAGGUGCUGUCACCCGAUCAUGCAGACACAGCGAAUGGAGAAUGAGCCCCUGGGCUGGGGGGUGGCUGCAGCUGAGUUGCUCUAACCCUGUCUCUGAAUUAGCUCAUUGCAGUAGCUGUUUGGUGAUUGCCAUUGGAGAGGCUGAGAUCAGCAAUGACUUACCAACGUCCAAGUCUGGACCACCAACACAAUCCCAUACAGUUACGCCGCGGUUUUCACAAAGUCAGACCCAUUCUGGAGGCUGUUAAAAACUGGCUGGGCAGAUCGGAAUCCUUGAUUCCAAUCCCAGCAAUUUUUAAUCCUGCACCCUGCACUCACCACCUCGCCAUCUCCGCUGGGGGGGGACAGUCAUCUUCAACCCCAUGGAAUUUUUAGUGGAGUUGAUGAUUGAUAUUUGACGGAUGCUGUGAACUUUAAGCUGCAUUAGAAACCUUAAGUUUGAAAGCUAUUAUCCCACGCCUUCUCCAUCCUGCUCGCUCAGUCCACACUCUGUACUGAACCAGUUCACCGGAUAAUAAUGAUGCCAAGCUUUAAAUGAUGAUUGCAAAGAAUUAGAAAUCUGCUUUGAUAAAGAACUGCUAUUCUUACAACUCUGACAUUGUCAAUUCGACAGCAGAGCCACUUUAUUGUCAGAAGCUUUCCCUCAUUUCACACCCUCUUAACCUUGUCCAAUUGAGCCUAUAGAUGCUGAAACAACACAUCAAAAUCAAUGAAAACAUACUUUAGUCCAACAUAAUAAACCCUGGCUGAGCUCAUCAACUGGUGACUCUUAGAGUUCAGCUAAGCAUUCAGAAUGAGGCCUUCUGGAGAAACUGAGUUGCCUGACAAUCUGUUUCAUCUCCUUUCCCUACUUUUGCCAGCCACAGUCUCAGGAACAUGCAGAACCACCUUUCACUGUGUGGAUCAUCAGUCACACCAUGUGCUGAUCUGUGAAAAGGUAACUUCCAGAAUGUUCCAUGGACAUUGUGACCAAGUUCUCAAAACUGGUAUAAAUUAUUGAGUUACUUUCCAGAAGAAAAUCAAAAUGACCUGAAAGAGAUGUUACAAUCACAUAGGGAGAUAUGUGGAAAUAAACUGGGAAGGGCGAAUCCAGCUCUGCAUGAUGUCCAAUUCAGCAACAUCCUAAUAGACUUAGCGCUGUAAGGGUGAUACAGGUUCGAGAAGAGAUUGAAAGCACACUCAAAGACAACACAAUCAAUCAAAGUGAGUUACAGAGACUGGAGCUCACCCAUAGUCAUGAUGCCAAAACCCAAUGGUCCCCAGCAAUUAUGUGUGGACUAUUGCAAUGUCUAUGCAGUUACAAAGUCUGAUUCAUGACCUGUUCUGCAUUUGGAAGACUGCAUUGAGAAAGUGGGAUGAGCAACCCUUAUUUGUAAGUUGGACUUACUCAGAGGAUAGUGUCUGGUACUUCUAUACAAAACAACAAAAACAAGUUUGGAUUUCAUGCCACUGAAUGAACUAUAUCAAUUUAAAGUCAGGCCAUUUGGUCUGAAAAAAGUGCUAGCGACAUUUCCGAGACUAAACAGUUAAGACAUUUCCAGAUUACCCAUUUGCCUGGUGUACAAUGUCAACCUGGUGGUUUUUCAUCAAACACGGAAGGAAUAUUUGCAGCAUUUAUCUGAAUUAUUUGAUCAAUUUCAGGAGCCAGGCUUGGUGAUAAACCUGGCUGAGAGUGGAUUCACCAAAGCCCAAUUCACAUUUUUGGGUACUGUUACUGGACAUGGACAGUUGGCCCCAUGCAUUGUGAAAACAAAGUUUAUUGGCGGGUUUCCCA
Molecule: messenger RNA, 3069 nt
Organism: Stegostoma tigrinum
Lineage: Eukaryota; Metazoa; Chordata; Chondrichthyes; Orectolobiformes; Stegostomatidae
Exons: 6
Coding region: 582-1340 (252 amino acids)
Biological process (GO): positive regulation of T cell proliferation; immune response; cell surface receptor signaling pathway
Cellular component (GO): external side of plasma membrane
Source: RefSeq, a predicted model, not a curated record